AUGGGAGGAGGAUCCCAAACGGGCGAGAAAGCCGAAGGAGUUUCGUCUUCACCUCAGCCGUACGGAGAGGAAGCUCAACAGCAGCUGAAGAACUGGUUUACGAUUCAUAUCAAUCGCUUCCGCCAUCCAAUUUUCAUCAUCUCAGAGUUGUGUCGAAUACAGAUGAAUCUUCAAUCCAAUCAACAUUCUACAAAUCAACAUGAAAAUGCUGCUAGAGGAACUGAAGUGUUCGUUGGUGGGUUGCCUAGGAGCAUUUCAGAGGAAAAGCUUCGCAAGGUAUUUUCCGCUUGUGGAGAAAUUGUGGAACUUCGCAUGAUGAGGGACAAGAAAGGCAAUUUAAAGGGAUUCUGCUUUGUUAGGUUCGCAACGAAGGAAUCUGCAGCCCGAGCUGUGAGGGAAAUAUCUGGCACGGUGCUGGAGGGGAAGAAGAUUGGCGUUCUACCGUCAAGUGAGCAAGACACUUUAUAUCUCGGGAACCUUAACAAAGUGUCGUGUCCCUCUAUUAUGUUUCAUGUGCCACAGGUUUUCCCAGACAUAGAAUCCAUUGAGCUCCCAAUCUUUAAAGACACGCCACCAGGUCAAAAGCUACGAAAUCGUGGUUUUGCGUUUGUGAAAUUUCUCUCACAUGCUGCAGCUGCACGUGCUCAUCAGGUGGGCUGUCAACCAGAUUUUCGGCUUGGGAAUUUGCACCCAGUUGUUCAGUGGGCAGAAGAAGAACGUGAAAUAGAUCCGAAUGAACUUGCUAAGAUAAAAGUAGCAUUUGUCAGGAACCUACCUCUUAAUGCAGAAGAGUACUAUUUGAAGCAAUUGUUUGAGCCAUUUGGCAAGAUAGAGAAAGUAGUGGUGUCCAAAAAAGGUAGCUCCGCAGUUGGAUUUGUUCAUUUUUUUGAGAGAUUGGAUCUUGAAAGAGCCAUCAAUGCACUGAGUGAGAAAACAGUCCAAGGACCUAAUGGAGGUCCACUGUAUAAACUCCAGGUUGAAAUUGCAAGACCUAUGGAUAAAAACAAGAAGCGAGUUCAUGAGAACUCUGAGACUACUUCUGUUCAGGAUCAUUCUAAACAUUUGAGACCUGAUAUCCAUAGUUCUCUAGUCCAUAGGGGAAUUGAAUCUUCUGACCCUUACGAGGAGGCUGUAAUAGCAUUGCCUUUAGCUGUUAAAGAGCGCUUACUCCGAAUUCUACGGCUUGGAAUUGCUACUCGUUUUGAUAUUGAUGUUAAAAGUUUAUGCAGUCUAAAGGAACUACCCGAGCCUAAUGCUAUUUCUAUCCUUGACCAGUUCAUGUUCUCUGGCGCGGCUUUGCCAAAUAAGGGAGAAUAUUUAGAUGGACUGAUUUCUAGACAUCUGGCUGAAAAAGCAAGAUCAAACCAGAGCCUGGACGUUUUCUCUCGAGUUGCCGAAAAUACUAGGAAUGAGUCGAGGCUAUUUGGCAUCUCGCAUCAAGUGUCCCCACAUACUGCUCCUUAUACCUCUCACACACAAUUACCUGCAACAACUAGGCCCAACAUUUACGCGGCAUAUUCAUCACCACGCUCAGACUAUGUUUUGCCAAACCAAACUCUAACACGACAAGUCAACGGCCAACAUUUACCAGAUUACCCUCUGCCAGGUGGAACACUAAUACGAAGAGCGGACGAGUCGGGUCCUCCUCCAGGCUAUCCUCUAUCAAGUCGAACCCUAACCAGAAGAGUAGAUGACAGAACCCCACUUUCACCUUCAGGUCAUCACUCCGGGCCCCACAUUUUCCAGAUUCCAAAAGUAGACACGCUCGAGGAAAGAACCCUUUCUCCCUAUGAGUCGAGACCGGUCCCAACCAUGUCUUACGGGCGGGUCGGGUUAAGAACCAAGGAAAUUCACCCGUCGCCACCUGUCCAGACGGCACCAGGUUUGUCUGUAUCUUCGUAUGAUAAAAGAGUUGUUGGUGGUGUUGGUCACCAAGAAUCUCGACGUCAAAUUAGGUUCGACCCGUAUACUGGAGAGCCGUAUAAAUUCGAUCCUUUUACUGGGGAACCCAUUCGUCCGGUGGAUACAGAAGCUCGGCCAUUCUGA
This is a messenger RNA of Striga hermonthica, 2046 nucleotides long. NCBI's taxonomy places the organism in Eukaryota, Viridiplantae, Streptophyta, Magnoliopsida, Lamiales, Orobanchaceae. The record is from the annotation of a GenBank genome assembly.